Messenger RNA from Pocillopora damicornis (cauliflower coral), 1146 nucleotides. RefSeq lists its product as uncharacterized. The record is from RefSeq and is a predicted model, not a curated record. Lineage: Eukaryota; Metazoa; Cnidaria; Anthozoa; Scleractinia; Pocilloporidae.
GAAGAUAUCAUGUUUUGAGAAUAGAAAAACUUUGGUGUAUCACCGAUAUCGCUUUAUACUUCAAAGACCUUUCUUAAACCUGACUGCUUUGAAAAACCGUGCUUGGAAUCUUUUUAGAUUCAAUUUGUCUUUCUGUACAGAGGAAAAGUCCCUUUGUUCCAUUGGGUGGCGUUCAACUAUCGAUGAUGUACGAAGUAGUAGAUGAGGCACGUGGUAACGAAUUAGAAACGCGAGGAACGAAUGUGCAACUUGUUCGUAAACAGUCUGAAGACAAAGGGGGAAACUUUUACAGUCAAAAGCGCUGAGAAUGUUGAAAAGAACAGAAGCAUGGACACGUUUCCAAUGCGUUUUCUUGACGUCUUGUUUUCAGACGAAGAUGACAAAAAUAACACGCAAGAACUACCUUGUGACAUAAUCGCUUUGACGAAAAAGCCAUCAGCAAAAUGUCAAGGGCAUGAAUACCUAAGAAUUCAGAGGAAGAAGAAGUGUGUGAGAACGUGUAACAAGCUGCCUCAGGAGCGAAAAAUAAGCCUCAUCAUGAGCAUUUUUGACAAACUUGCGGGAAACAGUAAUGAUAAUAAGCCGAGUUUACCAAAUUUGCCGAAAGAGAUGGAAGACAAUGCGGCGAAGACAGAUUCCGACUCCCACAACAAUUGUGAAGAAACCUCUUGCUCGUCAAAUAACAGUGAAGAUUGUUCAUCGUCAUAUAAAGAAUAUGUACGACAAAUUUAUUUCCAGAACUGUAAUGAUAAGAAACAGACUUCGGCGCCAACUUCGAGAUUCGGUUCAGCGAAUGAAGGAUUUGAUGUGAAUGGAACAGGGCUGACAUUAUAGAAGUCUCCAGUAUCAACCACUUUGAGAAAAAAGGACUGUACAAAAGCUGGAGAAAUAACCUCCGCACCAUUGGAGAUUGACGGUGUCGAAAAUGGUGGUAAAGUAGUACAUGAAUUGACUGUACGAGCGUGGUUAAGGAAUCCUAGUAUUUUGAUAAAUAAUCUUUCAAUCGUCGCAUCAUCUUAAUUGUGGGUAUAUUAUUUUAGCGAGGAGUCAAUUUCGUUCAAAAGAGGAAACCGAUCGCUUUACUUUGGAUGUAUUCAUUCUGGCUUUGGUCAUUUUCGUUUUCCUUUAGUAAAUAAUUUUUUUUCU